Messenger RNA from Penaeus vannamei (Pacific white shrimp), 740 nucleotides. RefSeq lists its product as uncharacterized. Lineage: Eukaryota; Metazoa; Arthropoda; Malacostraca; Decapoda; Penaeidae. The record is from RefSeq and is a predicted model, not a curated record.
ACCACAAUAUAACCAUGAACUCUCGCGUGUUCGUCGCUCUCCUCCUGUGCGGCCUCUGGGCCUCCUCCGAGUCUCUCAUCCUCUUGGGAACCACCGCCGCAGCCGGGACCAUCGCCGCUACCACUGUCACUGCUUCUGCAGCGGCAGCUUUGGGCGUGGGCGCCCUGGCAGUGCUCAAGGGAGUUCUUAUCGGGAAGCAUCUCAAGCGCCGUUACAGGAGGGACGUCGAUUCUAUGGAGAUCGACGAUGAAGCUGAGGUGGCCGUCGCCAAGGAACUGGAUUCGGCCGGCUGCAUCGCCAAGUUGCUGUGCGAGAUCGAGGCGACGCCCGCCGACAGCCUCACCCCAUCCAUGUCCACCUUCAAGACGGCCUUCGAGAAUCCCGACAACCUCAAGUCCUCCCGCAUCGAGUACGACCAGGCCAUCGCCCUCGCCAAGGACGACCCCAAGGCGUGCAGCGUCCGAUUCGACAAGUGUGUCCUUUCAAGGGAGGAUCUCUUCGUCAUGCUCGACACCGUCUUCUCAUGCUAGAUAAAACCUCACAUCACUCAUUUUAUACUCACCCAUCACUCAUUUUAUAUAAGCAAUUGUCUUCAAUGAAUUUACUUGAUGUUCCCUUUCUCAUCUUGAACAAUCAUUCAACCAUUACACAUUCUAAUUCACAACCACAACCAUGAGGAAAUGCAACUGUGAUUCCCUUUCCCUGAGCAGAGAUUAGCUGUCAAGAGUCAAAGGCUGGAA